Molecule: messenger RNA, 1813 nt
Organism: Lathyrus oleraceus (garden pea)
Lineage: Eukaryota; Viridiplantae; Streptophyta; Magnoliopsida; Fabales; Fabaceae
Exons: 13
Coding region: 306-1466 (386 amino acids)
Cellular component (GO): endoplasmic reticulum; COPII-coated ER to Golgi transport vesicle
Source: RefSeq, a predicted model, not a curated record
AAAAAAAAUUCCGACAAGCAAAAAACCUCGCCAAAUUAAACUUCAAAAGAAAAUAAUUUGGAUGAAACCAAUUGCAACCGAAACGCCCCGUUACAGUUCGACGAGAGGAGCGAAAAACAGUUUCGAUUGAACGGGGUGUUUUUUCAAUUCCAACAACUCUAAAAAAUUGAUCAUCGAUAAUCAUCAUCAAAUCAAAUACAAAUUAUAAUCAAUAAAAUUAGGUUAGAUCUUUGAUUUGGAUCUUCAUUUCUGAAAUCUGAAUCUACAAAAAUAAUAAUCAUCAAUUUAGGUGUUCAAGUUCAAUCAUGGAUGGCAUAAUGAGCAAGCUUCGCAAUCUCGAUGCGUAUCCUAAAAUCAAUGAAGAUUUCUAUUCUCGCACGCUUUCUGGCGGUGUUAUCACUCUCGCUUCCUCCAUUGUCAUGCUAUUGCUUUUCUUCUCCGAGCUUCAGCUGUAUCUUCAUGCCGUAACUGAAACUAAGCUUGUUGUAGAUACUUCUAGAGGAGAAAAGCUGCGUAUUAAUUUUGAUGUUACAUUUCCCGCACUAGCGUGUUCUGUACUUAGUAUCGAUGCCAUGGACAUAAGUGGAGAGCAGCAUCUGGAUGUAAGACAUGAUAUAAUCAAGAAAAGAAUAGAUUCUCAUGGCAAUGUGAUAGAAACAAGGCAAGAUGGAAUUGGUUCUCCCACGAUUGACAAGCCCUUGCAAAGACAUGGAGGCAGGCUUGAGCACAAUGAGACUUAUUGUGGAUCCUGUUAUGGUGCUGAGACGACAGAUGAGGAAUGUUGUAAUUCCUGUGAGGAAGUUCGUGAAGCAUAUCAAAAGAAAGGUUGGGGACUCUCAAACCCAGAUGUAAUCGACCAGUGCAAAAGAGAAGGAUUCUUAGAAAGAAUCAAGGAAGAAGAAGGUGAAGGAUGCAAUAUGUAUGGCUUCUUGGAAGUAAACAAGGUGGCAGGGAAUUUCCAUUUUUCUCCUGGGAAAAGCUUUCAGCAAUCUGGCGAACAUGUACAUGACCUACUGGCUUUUCAAAAGGAGUCAUUUAAUUUAACUCACCACAUCAACAGAAUAGCCUUUGGAGACUAUUUUCCUGGUGUUGUAAACCCUCUUGACCGCGUGCAUUGGAAGCAAGAAACACCAAGUGGGAUGUACCAGUAUUUUAUUAAGGUUGUGCCGACUAUGUACACUGACGUCAAUGGGAACACUAUCCAGUCAAACCAGUUCUCUGUGACAGAACACUUCAGGACAGGAGAUGUAGGCCAUCUGCAAUCCCUCCCCGGAGUUUUUUACUUCUAUGACCUUUCCCCAAUUAAGGUUACUUUUACAGAACAACAUGUAUCAUUCUUACAUUUUCUUACUAAUGUGUGCGCCAUAGUUGGAGGUGUUUUCACUGUUUCUGGAAUACUAGAUUCAUUUAUCUAUCAUGGUCAAAAAGCUAUCAAGAAGAAAAUGGAACUUGGUAAAUUUAACUGAAAGAUCUUUUCUCAACACAUACGUUGUUGUUGGAGUACUUUCCAGGGAAUGGCUCUCGAAAUCUAUUCAAAGAGGAAGAUCAACUAGUGAAUGAAAUCCCCGGUGCGGUUCUAUGCGUUCUAUCCGUUUCAAGAUAAGGAUUUUGUCCUAAAUCUUUGUCAUCAAUGAAGGUAGAAAUGCUUGAUCAUAUCUUGUACAACAAAUGAUACUUUUCCAUGAUUCCUAUCUUUUCUGAAACAGCUGUGAUGAUGUAAUUCAUGUAAAUCUUACAUACUUUUUUGGAGAGUAAAAGGGCUUUCAUUUUCCUAUAACAAAAGGAAAUGUUAUAGGAAAAUUUAAAUCUAAAA